GCUCUCCCGGCCAGUUUGUGUAGUAGCACCCGAAGAAGAAUUUCAUCAAUGGCUCCAGCAGUGCAAGGAGAUCGUGCUGGUCAGGAGAAGGAGAUGAAGGGAACGUUUCACCCUUGUCUGUGGGGUGAUUUCUUCCUUACUUACCAGCCGCCGACUUCAGCGCAGGAACCUCAGAUGCUAGAAAAGGCUGAAAUAUUAAAGGAACAAGUAAGGGGGCUGUUAAAAGAUUCAAAGGAAAUACCAACAAUGUUAGACCUCAUAAUGUCGAUCGAGCGGCUUGGUUUGGACUACCACUACGAGAAGGAGAUCAGCCAGCUACUGGAUGUUGUCUUCAGCUCUGGCCAUGAUGACAAUAAUCUACACUUGGUCGCACUCCGGUUUUAUCUUCUACGGAAACAUAGAUAUGACGUGUCACCCGAUGUAUUUCGCAAAUUUCAAGACAAAAAUGGAAGUUUUGGUGACUCUGAUGCAGCAAGUUUGCUAAGUUUAUAUAAUGCGGCACAUCUGAGGUUUCAUGGGGAGGAAAUACUUGAUGAGGCAAUCUCUUUCACUAGAAAACGCCUUCUGGGUGUAAUAGAACAGUUGGAAUCACCAUUCGCAGAGGAAGUGUCUUCAGCCCUUGUUACACCUCUUUUUAAAAGGGUUAAAAUAUUGGAAUCAAGAAGUUACAUAACAUAUUACGGAAAAGAGGCUACACGAAAUGAAGCCUUAUUGGAGCUUGCAAAACUGAAUUUUAACCUUCAGCAACUUAUUUUCUGCAAGGAGUUAAAAGAGGUCACACUGUGGUGGAGUCAGCUGUACAGCAGAACUAAUUUGAGUUUUGUUAGAGACAGAGUAGUAGAAACGUAUUUCUGGAUGAAUGGGGCAACCUACAAACCUCAAUAUUCUUAUGCACGAAUGCUAGCAACGAAGAUCACAGCUUUCAUUACCAUAAUAGAUGACAUAUUUGACACAUAUGGCACCACUGAAGAGAGCAUGCAACUUAAGGCGGCAAUUGACAGGUCGGAUGAAAGUGCAACAAAUCUACUUCCAGAAUACAUGAAGGAUUUCUACUUAUAUUUAUUGGAGUUAUAUAAGUCUGUUGAAGAACACUUAGGACCUGAGAAGAGCUACCGUGUGUUUUAUCUAAAAGAAGCGAUGAAGCAAUUAGUUCACAUGUAUAGCGAGGAAAUAAAAUGGCGUGACGGGAACUAUGUGCCAACAUUGAGCGAGCAUCUUAAAGUUUCGAUGAUAAGCAUCGGAAAUGUCAUGGUAGCAUGUGCUUUUUUUGUUGGAAUGGACGACAUACCAACGGUGAAUACUUACAAGUGGGUUUUGAAUGAUACAACACUUAUGAAAUCUUUUGGUAUAUUUGUGCGGCUCAUAAAUGAUCUCGUAUCAACAAAGCGUGAGCAAACAGCAGACCAUAUUGCCUCUACUGUCCAAUGUUACAUGAAGGACCAUGGGACGACUAAGGAGGUUGCAUGUGAAAAGUUAAAAGAACUUGCUGAGUAUUCAUGGAAGGAUACAUUGCAGCUUUCUCUUGCGCCGACGGAUCUUCCCGUGGCCGUGCCACAAAUGGUACUUGACCUCUCAAAGGCUUCAGGAUACAUAUACAAGUACAACGACGCGUUCACUACUUCAGGCACAGUCAAAGACACGAUAAGGAUGAUCUUUGCCGAGCCCAUUGAAUAGAUAUGCACGAAGAUACCAACUAUAAGGGCAGAUGAUAUACAAGUGCCAGCUAUAUUUGUUUCGAUAAUUCACAGCAUCCAGUCAGAUCAAGAAAAUGGUGAUCGGGAGCGGUCCACUUAGGGAUUAAUUGGAUGUAAAAGUAUCUUGUUUGAACUAAAUAAAAUUGUUGUGCUUACCCCCCCAGUUUGUACUUUAUAAUCGUAGUAGCGGUGAUUUUUCAUUUCUUUUGUAUUAAUCGUUGAGUGAUAAUAAAUAUA
Brachypodium distachyon (stiff brome) is the source of this 1931-nucleotide messenger RNA. Its product is annotated as (S)-beta-macrocarpene synthase. Lineage: Eukaryota; Viridiplantae; Streptophyta; Magnoliopsida; Poales; Poaceae. The transcript is spliced from 7 exons. The record is from RefSeq and is a predicted model, not a curated record. Bases 49 to 1674 code for a protein of 541 amino acids. Gene Ontology annotation, biological process: diterpenoid biosynthetic process. Gene Ontology annotation, molecular function: terpene synthase activity; magnesium ion binding.